Messenger RNA from Gastrolobium bilobum, 825 nucleotides. RefSeq names its product ubiquitin-conjugating enzyme E2 35. Gene Ontology annotation, molecular function: ubiquitin conjugating enzyme activity. NCBI's taxonomy places the organism in Eukaryota, Viridiplantae, Streptophyta, Magnoliopsida, Fabales, Fabaceae. Gene Ontology annotation, cellular component: nucleus. Bases 100 to 588 code for a protein of 162 amino acids. The transcript has 8 exons. Gene Ontology annotation, biological process: DNA damage tolerance; protein K63-linked ubiquitination. The record is from RefSeq and is a predicted model, not a curated record.
CCAAUCAAAUCCAUAUUUAAGUUUCCUCUCAUUUGCUUUAGUGAGAGAAACUCUCUCUCUCUAAGAACCCUAUUGCGUGCUUUACAAUCGAACCCGAUAAUGGCGAACAGUAACCUCCCUAGAAGAAUAAUCAAGGAAACGCAGCGUUUGCUUAGUGAGCCAGGUAACUUCCUAUUCGCACUUUCUCUUUCACCUGGAAUUAGUGCUUCCCCUUCUGAAGACAAUAUGCGAUAUUUCAAUGUGAUGAUCCUUGGGCCAACCCAGUCACCUUAUGAAGGAGGAGUUUUCAAGUUAGAACUAUUUUUGCCAGAAGAGUAUCCAAUGGCUGCUCCAAAGGUUAGGUUUCUGACAAAAAUAUAUCAUCCGAACAUUGAUAAGCUUGGCAGGAUAUGUCUUGAUAUUCUGAAAGAUAAGUGGAGUCCUGCUCUUCAGAUACGCACUGUUCUUUUGAGCAUUCAAGCUCUUUUGAGUGCACCAAACCCAGAUGAUCCACUUUCCGAGAACAUUGCCAAGCAUUGGAAAUCUAAUGAGGCCGAGGCUGUUGAAACAGCAAAGGAAUGGACCCGAUUAUAUGCUAGUGGCGCCUGAUGAUGGGGUUCAAACCAAAUAACAAUAGUGACCGUUAAUUCACAUUGGAAAUUUGGAAGAAUUGAUGUCUGAACUUUUGGGGUUAAUAUUCCUCGUAGCUUCCGGUUAACUGUUAAUUGAUUCUCUUGGAAGACGCCUUAUCUUGGAACUUGUAUUAUUAAUAUAUGUAUUGAUCAUUUGUCUGCCUACUGCUAAGUAAUUUGGGACUGUUGCAAUUAACAGUUGCAUUUGUUUUAC